AUGGCAAUGGAUGAUGAUCUGGGCAAGAACCCCGGAAAUGUCAGCGAAACAAUGGAGGAGCAGCACGAUGAGAACAAGGAGGAAGAGCAUGGAUGCUUCGAAUUUUGUCGAAAAUCCACUUGGAGGGAACGAGGCCUGCUCCUCUAUGGUGGCCUCGUCGCCCUAUUCGGAUUCGCCUCCUUCUCCAUCAUAGUUCCGUUUUUCCCCGCUACUGUUAAUCCAAGUGCUACUCCGAUAGGCGGAGAGGAAGGGCGUCAGCAGCACAACGACUGGUCUGAUCGUCGGGGUUUUUUCUCUGGUCGCAUUCCUCUUGGGACCGAUCGUCGGGGAAUACGCAUGCUAGCUAAAUUGAGACUAACAUGGGAAAACAGGGAAAUUCAGGUUGAGAACAAUUAA
Messenger RNA from Darwinula stevensoni, 396 nucleotides. The record is from the annotation of a GenBank genome assembly. NCBI's taxonomy places the organism in Eukaryota, Metazoa, Arthropoda, Ostracoda, Podocopida, Darwinulidae.